Molecule: messenger RNA, 3279 nt
Organism: Anguilla anguilla (European eel)
Lineage: Eukaryota; Metazoa; Chordata; Actinopteri; Anguilliformes; Anguillidae
Gene: grm6a
Product: glutamate receptor, metabotropic 6a
Exons: 12
Coding region: 402-3122 (906 amino acids)
Biological process (GO): regulation of synaptic transmission, glutamatergic; G protein-coupled glutamate receptor signaling pathway
Cellular component (GO): membrane
Molecular function (GO): adenylate cyclase inhibiting G protein-coupled glutamate receptor activity
Source: RefSeq, a predicted model, not a curated record
AGUAGUGAGGAAUGUUGUGCUUUUUUAUUUGAAUUUGACACGAUUCCGUCAUGAAGCCUUGAAAGCCAAAAUACUUUUUUCACUGUUUAAAACUAGAACUAAAUUAAAAGAUGAGUUAAAAUGCUAUUUGUAAGAUUUAAAUGCAUUUUUUAUGUGUCACUGAUUGGGACGUGGAAUACUUGAGAUGGAAGUGGCUUUCGUAAAUCCUGCAGUUUUCACUUGCACUUCGUAGUGGGCAUAAUUUUCACAAGCAUUUAAUUUGCAUUUCGGGAUGUUUGAUUGUUCUCCAGGAAACCGUGACUUUGAGAAACGACGAGAUGGCACAUUCAGGUGUUUCAGAUAGAAGGUAAGGCCUUUUGCUGUGCCAGAGAUCACGCCGUCUCCUUUUGGUGAAGACCACGAUGUCACAAUUACCCACGUCUCCGUCUUGCCAUUGGCAUGGAAUGCUCUGGGCGUUCGGGUGGAGCGGCUGUCACUCGUCCACGUGGCCCCGCCUCCUGUGGAUAAUGUGGGCGUGGCUAAGCCCGGGGUCUUGGGCGCACCAGGGCACCCAGCCCCACUCCAUCAAGAUCGAGGGCGACAUCACGCUGGGCGGGCUGUUCCCGGUCCACUCCAGGGGACCGCCCGGCGUCCCCUGCGGGGAGAUCAAGAAGGAGAAGGGCAUUCACCGCAUGGAGGCCAUGCUGUACGCCCUGGACCAGAUCAACAGCGACCCCGAGGUGCUGCCCAACAUCACGCUGGGGGCGCGCAUCCUGGACACCUGCUCGCGGGACACCUACGCCCUGGAGCAGUCGCUCACCUUCGUGCAGGCGCUCAUCCAGAAGGACACGUCGGACGUGCGCUGCUCGAACGGCGAGCCGCCGAUCAUCCGCAAGCCCGAGCGCGUGGUGGGCGUGAUCGGGGCGUCGGCCAGCUCCGUGUCCAUCAUGGUGGCCAACGUGCUGAGGCUCUUUGAGAUCCCCCAGAUUAGCUACGCCUCCACAGCGCCGGAGCUCAGCGACAACAACCGCUACGAUUUCUUCUCCCGCGUGGUCCCGCCCGACUCCUACCAGGCCCAGGCCAUGGUGGACAUCGUCAAGGCGAUGGGGUGGAACUACGUGUCCACGCUGGCGUCGGAGGGUAACUACGGAGAGAGCGGGGUCGACGCCUUCAUCCAGAUCUCCAGAGAAGCAGGGGGUCUAUGCAUUGCACAGUCCCUUAAGAUUCCACGAGAGCCAAAACCAGGAGAGUUCGACAAGAUCAUCAAGAGGCUGAUGGAGACCUCAAAUGCCCGGGGGGUCAUUAUCUUCGCGAAUGAGGACGACAUCAAGCGUGUCCUAGAGGCAGCGAAGAAGGCCAACCUGACGGGUCACUUCCUGUUUGUGGGCUCCGACAGUUGGGGCGCGAAAAACUCCCCAAUUCUGGACCAGGAGGAUGUGGCUGAGGGGGCCGUGACCAUCCUGCCCAAAAGGGCUUCGAUUGACGGGUUUGACCAGUACUUUACCUCAAGAUCUCUGGAGAACAACCGAAGGAACAUCUGGUUUGCCGAGUUCUGGGAGGACGAUUUCAGGUGCAAACUGACGAGGCCAGGCAUCAAAUUAGACAGCGAUAAGAAGAAAUGCACAGGCGAGGAGCGGAUCAGCCGCCACUCCCCGUACGAGCAGGAGGGGAAGGUGCAGUUCGUGAUCGACGCGGUGUACGCCAUGGCGCACGCCCUGCACAGCAUGCACCUGGACCUGUGCGCCGGGGCCGCCGGCGUCUGCGACAAGAUGGACCCCGUGGAGGGCCGGAUGCUGCUCAAGUACAUCCGCGCCGUCAGCUUCAACGGCAGCGCGGGGACCGGUGUCCUCUUCAACGAGAACGGAGACGCUCCGGGACGUUAUGACAUCUUCCAGUUCCAGAUGUCCAAUACCACCUCCCCGGGCUACAGGGUCAUCGGCCAGUGGACCAAUCACCUGCGACUCAGUAUUGAGGAGAUGCAGUGGUCCGGCGGGGAGCGGCAGGUCCCGGACUCCGUGUGCAGCUUCCCCUGCAACCCGGGCGAGAGGAAGAAGAUGGUGAAGGGCGUGCCGUGCUGCUGGCACUGCGAGCUCUGCGACGGCUACCAGUUCCAGGCGGACGAGUUCACCUGCGAGACGUGCCCCUUCGACAUGCGCCCCACGGAGAACCGCACGGGCUGCCGGCCCACGCCCAUCAUCAAGCUGGAGUGGCACUCGCCCUGGGCCAUCAUCCCCGUCUUCCUGGCCAUCCUGGGCAUCCUGGCCACCCUGUCCGUGGUGGUCACCUUCAUCCGCUUCAACGACACGCCCAUGGUGCGGGCCUCGGGCCGCGAGCUCAGCUACGUGCUGCUGACGGGCAUCUUCCUCAUCUACCUCAUCACCUUCCUCAUGAUCGCCGAGCCGGGGCCCGUGGUGUGCGCCUUCCGCAGGCUGCUGCUGGGCCUGGGCAUGUGCAUCAGCUACUCCGCCAUGCUCACCAAGACCAACCGCAUCUACCGCAUCUUCGAGCAGGGCAAGAAGUCCGUCACGCCGCCCAAGUUCAUCAGCCCCACCUCGCAGCUGGUCAUCACCUUCAUCCUCAUCUCCGUGCAGGUGCUGGGGGUGUUCGUCUGGUUCGGCGUGGUGCCCCCCCACACCAUCAUCGACUACGAGGAGCUGCGCCCGCCGAACCCGGAGCUGGCGCGGGGCAUCCUGAAGUGCGACAUGUCGGACCUGUCGCUCAUCUCCUGCCUGAGCUACAGCCUGGUGCUGAUGGUCACCUGCACCGUCUACGCCGUCAAGAGCCGCGGCGUGCCCGAGACCUUCAACGAGGCCAAGCCCAUCGGCUUCACCAUGUACACCACCUGCAUCGUCUGGCUGGCCUUCGUCCCCAUCUUCUUCGGCACCGCGCAGUCCACCGAGAAGAUGUACAUCCAGACGACCACCCUGACGGUGUCGAUGAGCCUGAGCGCCUCGGUUUCCCUGGGCAUGCUCUACGUCCCCAAGGUGUACGUCAUCAUCUUCCACCCGGAGCAGAACGUGCAGAAGCGCAAGCGCAGCUUCAAGGCCGUGGUGCAGGCGGCCACCAUGUCCACCCGCCUGUCCCAGAAGUCCAACGACAAGCAGAACGGCGAGACCAAGAUCGAGCCCGACCGGACGCAGUAGGGGAGGCGCGCGGACACGGGUAACUCCAGCCUACACCAAUCAAAGGAGCCCCAACAUUGAGCUGGAUAUCCCAGCAAAUACAGGAUAUAAUCAAAUUCCCAUGCAGUCAUACGGACUGCAGGAAAACAACGUGGGAUGUAAAUCUAAUGGAACUGGA